This is a messenger RNA of Naumovozyma dairenensis CBS 421, 201 nucleotides long. RefSeq lists its product as uncharacterized. The transcript has a single exon. The record is from RefSeq and is a predicted model, not a curated record. The coding region runs from base 1 to 201 and encodes 66 amino acids. NCBI's taxonomy places the organism in Eukaryota, Fungi, Ascomycota, Saccharomycetes, Saccharomycetales, Saccharomycetaceae.
AUGGCCAGAGGUAACCAAAGAGAAUUGGCAAGACAAAAGAAUCUGAAGAAGCAACAAGAAAAUGCCAAAAAUCAAAAAAAAGGUGGUGAUGUUUUGAAAAGAAUGGAAUCUGAUGCAGAGAUCUUAAGACAGAAGCAAGCUGCUGCAAACGCAAGAAAGGAAGCUGAAGCUUUAGAAAAGCUAAAAACAAGAAAAGGCUAG